Molecule: messenger RNA, 2416 nt
Organism: Triplophysa rosa
Lineage: Eukaryota; Metazoa; Chordata; Actinopteri; Cypriniformes; Nemacheilidae
Gene: sele
Product: selectin E
Exons: 13
Coding region: 68-2176 (702 amino acids)
Biological process (GO): cell adhesion; negative regulation of complement activation, classical pathway
Cellular component (GO): membrane
Source: RefSeq, a predicted model, not a curated record
ACAACCAUCAUAUUAGAAAAAGAACUCCAGAGCGGAACAUUGAAAACAGCACCUGAAAUCACUAACAAUGGUCUUUUGCGUCAAAACAUUACAUGGAGUCAGUCCUUUGCAUUUUUUUGCUUCUCUUCUUUUUAUUUCUUCAGUGCUUAACACGUGGACGGGCACUGAAGGCUGGUCAUACCAUCACUCAGACGUCACCAUGAACUGGGAAAACGCCAGAAAAUGGUGCAGGGAGCACUUCACGGACAUGGUGGCCAUUCAAAACAAAGAGGAAAUUUCUCAUUUAAACAGCGUCCUGCCAAAAGUCACAGGGUAUUAUUGGAUUGGGAUACGUAAAAUUGAUGACAUCUGGACCUGGGUGGGAACCAACAAGAUACUUACUGAUGAAGCUAAGAACUGGGCAGGUAAUGAGCCCAACGGGAAAAAAAAAAACGAAGAUUGUGUGGAAAUAUACAUUAAAAGAAACCCCGAUGCAGGCAAAUGGAACGACGAGUCCUGUUCGAAGCUAAAGACUGCGUUGUGCUACACUGCAUCCUGCAAAGAAGACUCCUGUGUCAGUGGUCAUGGACAGUGUGUAGAGAUGAUAAACAACCAUACAUGCUCGUGCUUUGAGGGAUUCUAUGGAGACAGGUGUGAGAAUGUUAUAAAAUGCAGGUCGGAGGACGUCACCACACCAGAUUAUGGAAGUGUCCAAUGUUCUAAUCCUAAUGGGAAAUUCUCAUAUGACUCUCAGUGUGAAUACUCCUGUGAAGCAGGAUUUAAACUACAGGGUUCAAGAAUGAUGAGAUGCACCGCCACCACAGAAUGGUCGAGCAAACCACCAAGCUGUGAACUUGUUCAAUGUUCAGAGCUGAUAAAACCAAACAAUGGGACAAUGGAUUGUCACCACGAUUCCAAAGGCAACUUCAGCCACCAGACCACCUGUGAGUUUGCAUGUCAAGAAGGAUACACGUUAGGAACGUCCAGCUCCACUACGCUGUUUUGUAAGGCCACGGGACACUGGAACGAUUCACAACCCAGCUGUGAAAUUACAAAAUGCAAGCCGGAGGACAUCACCGCACCAGGUCAUGGAAGUGUCCGAUGUUCUAAUCCUAAUGGAAACUUCGCAUUUGACUCUGUGUGUGAAUACACUUGUGAGGAGGGUUAUGAACUAAAGGGGUCAGUUACAACAAGAUGCGACGCCACAACAGAAUGGACAAAUAAACCACCGACCUGUGAACCUGUUCAAUGUUCAGAGCUUAUAAAACCAAACAAUGGGACAAUGGAUUGUCACCACGAUUCCAAAGGCAACUACAGCUACAAAUCCACCUGUGAGUUUGCAUGUCAAGAAGGAUACACGUUAGGAACGUCCAGCUCCACUACGCUGUUUUGUGGGGCCACGGGACACUGGAACGAUUCACAACCCAGUUGUAAAGUUGUAAAGUGCAAUCCGGAUGACAUCACCACUUUAUAUCAUGGCAGUGUCAUGUGUUAUAAUCCUAAUGGAAAUUUAUCCUAUGACUCUGUGUGUGAAUACUCCUGUGUGGAGGGUUAUGAACUGAAGGGGUCCAUUACAACAAGAUGCACUGCCACCACAGAAUGGACAAAUAAACCACCGACCUGUGAACCUGUUCGUUGCCCGGUUCUUGAGAAUCCAGCCAAUGGUCUCCUGGCCUGCAAUGACUUUUCAAGGUUUAGUUACGGAAACAAGUGCAGCUUCAGUUGUGAAGAAGGAUAUCGCCUCCAGGGGGCGUCAGAGAUCAGCUGUACAAAAACAGCAGAGUGGAGUCAUGAACCACCUGGAUGUGAAGCAGUGGAGUGCCCACAACUUCAUGAGCCUGUCAACGGACACAUGAACUGCACAUCACUGGAACCAGCCUUUGGCACUAUUUGCAUCUUCAGCUGUCAUGAUGGUUUCCAGCUUCACAGUAAUGAGAUGGUGAUGUGCAACCACAAUGGAAACUGGUCAGGGGAGGUGGCACUAUGCCAAGUUCAACCUGGACCCUCAGUACCAGCCUUUAAAGCAGUAGAAGUGACUCUUGGGGUUGCUGCCACUGUCGGGAGCUCUAGUCUGUUAUUAGUCCUUUGUAUACUAAGAAAAUUGAGGAAAAAUGCUAACAAGUUUGACCUGAGCAGCAAAUCUGACAUUGGGGAUCCACCACAAGUUUAUAAAAACAGUAUUGACAGUCUCAUAUAGAACAGAAGAGCAUUAUACUUUAUAGGGACCUCAUGUGAUACCCAAACAUGACCGGCAAAUAGUCUUCAUUCAUUGUAAUUUUUCUUUCCAAUGAAAGCUUUAAUUGUUUACUUGAGUAAACAUAUUGUACUACCGAUGUGAUGAGUGUAAAUUUACUGUAGUGUUGUUGUUGUUGUUGUUAUAUUUUUGUAAAUAUUUAUUCAUUGAUGGUGUAAUAAAGCUACUUGUGUAUUAACCUAA